This is a messenger RNA of Drosophila suzukii, 3402 nucleotides long. NCBI's taxonomy places the organism in Eukaryota, Metazoa, Arthropoda, Insecta, Diptera, Drosophilidae. The record is from RefSeq and is a predicted model, not a curated record.
AAAUCAGUCACAUUCGAAAUCAGUUCGCGAUGGAAAUUUGAACACAACGGUUGUCUCCGCGCAUCUCGUUUCCGUUUUACUAUUCGUCGUAGUCGCCGUUUUCGUGGUUUAUUUAUCGCGCUGAAUAAAUUCAAGCAACUAGCAAUAAGUGUUUGACCACAGCAUCCAACAUUGUACAACAAUUGUGCCUCCCAAAAAACCAAACAAAACAAAAAAUAAAUACCUACAAAACAAAAAAAAACCCCCAAAAGUGUCUGAGAAAUAUUACCCCAAAAUACAAAAAAAAAGAAUUGCUGGAUGGAUUGUGCGUGUCGUUUAAUUGAUUUCAAGGAUUGCCAAAUGGCAAAAGUAAAUUGAAACUGUCGUCGUUGUCGUCGUGGCCGGGGAUUAAAAGUGCAGAUUAUAACACGCAGAAGGAGAAGAGCUCCCAUCCGGUGUCCUCUCAUCGUUAUUGUGGCCGCAGUGUCACGUCUGGCAAAGAGAUUCGGCUUAAAUUUAAUUGAAACCCAAAGGGAAAUUAAAAAUUAAAACACAAAAAAAAAAAACCAUAACAAUUUCGUGAGCAGUUUAAUCACAAGUGAUUGCUACUCACAAAAAAAAACAAACAGUGAAGUUUCAUUUCGCUUGUCCGGCACAAUUAGCCGGAAAGUGUUUUUUAAAUACCAUAAACAGCAACUAUAACAAAUAUUAUCGCAGAUCCGGGCGCUAGCAAAAUGGUGGUUUUAGAAACUACCAGCGCCCUUUUGGGCGGCCCAUACGCCCAAGGCGCCCCCGCCUUGAAAAUGGUGCAUAAACGCUACAUUGGAUUACAUCAGUGGCUGGGACCAAUCCGCACCAAAGAGCUUAAGGAGCAUAUUGUAGGUGACAAUGUAAGUUCAACUUUCUUGGAAUCCAAAAAUCCUAAAACAACAGCAAGAAGGCAAUUUCAUUUGGCAGCUAAGUUCCAAGACGACAUUUAUAAUAUUUUUAUCUUAAAAACUACUACAAAAUCGACCAUUCUCGUUUUUAAUUAUAACAAAACACAAGUCUCGUCAACAGCCGAGUUGAAAAUUGUGUCAGGCCGUACCCAGAGUUUUUUUUGUUGUGCGGUUGUACGUUUGCCCUGAUAAGAGCAAAAUUUCUAUAACAUUUCCUGUGCGGCCCGAUAAAAACAAUGAACAAAAUGUGCCUUCUGAUAAGGCGUAGAACCCUGAGCCCAAAACAUAUUGCAAAGUUCUCUCCCAGAUGGAGGCAUGAAAUUUGCUUCCAUCCCGAGCUCUGGAAUAUUAGAUUUUCGAACCGAGAGAUUCUUCACCCACAUGUAUAAAAUAUGCAGGCUAUAGAAUGGAAUGAAUGAAUGACGACGACGAGGGGUGGAUGAAUGAACAACAGCAUAUAUAGUAGUAGUAGUAUGAGUAGUGGCAAUGGAGGAAACUUUCCCAGACUUUAGUUGGCUGGGGGAAAAUUGAAUUUCCUGCUAUUGACUUUGGGGGAAAAGAACCGACAGCGGACGGCACAACUUUCAUACGAGCGCAUAGGCAACACACACCAAACCGAUGGGGAAAAAAUUACAAAAAUGUCAAAGCAGGAGUAGGAAAAAGUUAAAACUGAAAAGCAAAAAUUGCAAAACACAAAUCGAGAACGAGCCACCGCCAAUGUCUGGUAGCGAAGAGUCGGAUUUUGUAUCCCCCUAUUUUUUAGUAUUUUUUUUUGGCUGCUGCAACAUUUCCCAUCUUUUUUCUGUUGUGUUUUAGCAAGCGACGCCGCCAACAUUCAAUAAAAAUUCAAUUUGCAAUUGAAUUUGUUUUCACUCGAUAUCCUGCCAUCUCUCCUUUUUUUUCUGCCCCCUCUAUACAUCUCUCUCCUCUCUGUCUUUCUGACAGGAUUGCAACUUGGUAAACAUUGCAAAAAUCGCCAAUAACAUUAUACAUUUUACCCAAAACCAUUUCACGCUGCAUGUGUGCAAAGUGUUAGCUGAUAUUGUCAUUCAAGUGAUACAUUAACCGCAAUCCGUUCAAUAAAAGUGUCCAAAUAAACAUUUUUUGAGUGUGGCUUAAACCAAAUUAAAAUAAAUUAAUUUAAUAGCUAUUGAGUUAGUCAAUUUAUAAUACAAAUCUAAAGCUAUAUCUGUAUGAUUAAUCGUCUUAAAAGAUCAAUGGCAUCCAGUGAAUAAUUCGAUUUUUUUUCACACCACUAAAUGGAAACGCUUAGAACCUUUAUUCCUAUAUCCAUAUAAUAUGCUUUCCACAAAAGCAUUCACUUUUCAAAUCUAAGCCCACAUCAGCAUCAUAUUUAUUUCAUCAGUUUGUUUUGGCAAUUUUAAUCCCGACAAAACAUUGGCAGUUUGCUUAAAUUAUAAAUGCUUUUCGCCAUAUUUCAGUUUGGUUAAAAAAGCCACAACACAGUCACAUACGUUGGGUUAAAAAGUGGGUGAAAAGUGGGUGAAAGUGGGCCAAAUUCAGAGGACGAGAAGCUUAUCGUUUGCUGCCGGCUUUGCUGCGGUUUUUAGCAGUUUCCGUUCUCGCGUGGCUUAUCGAUUAAAUUCAUAUCAUUGACACGUCAUAAACAAAAAAUAAAGUGCCAGGGAGACUGAGAGAUAAACUAAAAAUAAAUACAAAUAAAAAUGGCAGCGUACGCUGUGUGUUGUGCCUGGAUUUUGUGGUCGGAAAACCUUUUAGGCCAGGCCCAACCGACUAAGUGAAUUAGCCCAAAGCGACAGCGAUAUAGGUGAAUAAAGAAAAAAUAAAAAAGCAGCGAACAAAGAAAAAAAAAAGUAACAUUAAUAAAUAGAAUUUUUUGUUAUAACAAACGGUGUACAAAAAUGGCUACCAAAAAAAAAGGGAUCCUUUGCUGCCAACAAGCCCCCUCCAACUUUUUUUCUUGUCAAUAUGCAAAUGGCUAACAAAAAAAAAAUCGGGGGGAAAAAAGGUGAGGACAAGAGCCGAAAGUGAGCAAAAGUCGCGCAAAUUAAAGGCGAAAAUGAUGAUAAUGGAAGCAGUCGCCUCGUUGUCACUCCGAAACCCAUUCCCUUCCUGAAAAACAGUCACGUUAAACGGAAAUGGCAAUGUCUAGACUGUGGACUUUUUGGACCCUAGUAGUCCGUUGCAGUCGGUGGAGUAAGUAACCGCAGAACAUUCGCAACGGCACAAAAGGUUUCAGUUUCGGUUAGUUAUUUUUUCUGCCUUUUUUCGCCCUCCAUUUUCCUCUGCCGCAAACAAAUUUCUGUGUGGAAAAGCCCAAAAAACAAAAAAAAUAUAUUACAACAAAGGUCUAGGCGGAGAGCACCCUUGGGUGGAGUUUUCCUCUGUUUUGAAUUUGGAACUGAGUUCCCUCAGAAUCGGAUCCGAAUCAGACUCAGAUACAGCCCCAUCAUAUGACAAAAGACAGAAACGUUUGUUUGGAACGUGCUAGGUACUGAAAACA